Molecule: messenger RNA, 654 nt
Organism: Arachis stenosperma
Lineage: Eukaryota; Viridiplantae; Streptophyta; Magnoliopsida; Fabales; Fabaceae
Exons: 2
Coding region: 1-654 (217 amino acids)
Source: RefSeq, a predicted model, not a curated record
AUGCAGGAUCCAGGGAGCUUUGUAAUUCCUUGCACCAUUGGAGAUGUCACCAUCCCGAGAGCUUUAUGUGAUCUUAGAGCUAGCAUAAAUCUCAUGCCACUUUCAGUGAUGAAAAAGCUCCAAAUUGAGGAGGUAAAAACCAAUCGUAUUUCUCUUCAACUUGCUGAUCUUUCUAUUAAAUUUCCUGUGGGUGUUGUUGAGGAUUUACUUGUGAAAGUAGGACCAUUUAUUUUUCCUGCUGAUUUUGUUAUAUUGGAUAUGGAAGAAGAUGCAAAGUCUUCUAUUGUUCUUGGUACACCAUUUUUAGCUACAGAUAGAGCUUUGAUUGAUGUGCAAAAGGGUGAAUUAACCCUGAAGGUCAAUGAAGAGCAGGUGGUCCUUAAUGUAUUUGAAGCUCUCAAACACCCUAAUGAUUCUAAAGGGUGUAUGAGAGUUAAUGUUGUUGAACCACUUGUUCAAGAGGUACUGGAAGCUAAGGUUGAAGUUGAUGAUUCACCACCCCAAAAGGAGCUGAUGAACAUGCUUGAAGCAAAGGAGGAAGCUCCCAAGCUUGAGCUCAAACCCUUGACUCCUUCUUUGAAAUAUGUAUUCUUGGGUGAAAAUGAUUCAUAUCCAGUGAUUAUUAGCUCUUUUCUGAAGCUUGGAGAGGAAUAG